Molecule: messenger RNA, 2839 nt
Organism: Anopheles merus
Lineage: Eukaryota; Metazoa; Arthropoda; Insecta; Diptera; Culicidae
Product: zinc finger protein 436-like
Exons: 6
Coding region: 1-1941 (646 amino acids)
Cellular component (GO): nucleus
Molecular function (GO): zinc ion binding
Source: RefSeq, a predicted model, not a curated record
AUGAACAACGUUUUAUGCAGAUUAUGCUUAAUGAAGUGUGAAGAAUUGUUCGGAAUGUACAUCACCUCACCGAGCGGGGUGCAGCGCAGUCUGUCGAAAAUCAUACGAGAAUGCGUCUCCAUCGAGGUAUCCGAGUUGGAGCCAAGCUUUGUCUCCAAAUUCAUAUGCAACGGGUGCGUCUACAAGCUGGAACAGUUUUACGCCUUUCGGCAGCAGAGUCUCAAGUGUCAGGAGUAUUACAAUGGACUGCUGCAAUAUUAUCAGCAGUCGAUCCCUUGCUCCAGUAAAGCUACGUUAGACGCUACGGCAGUAGUAGUGCAGAUGCCGGAAUCCGUCGAUAGCGUAUUCGAAAGCCAUCAACAGAUUCAACCGGAUCAGUCGAUCCAUUCGAGCAACGAGCUGGCCGACAUAAACUUUUCCGCAAAUGAGUUUAUGAUGGAUGAGUCGGAAAAGAAUCAGCUCAGCAAGGAUUACGACGAUAUCAUUCGUAGCUUGCAGAAGGAUGACCUCGAUUUUACGACCAACGACGAUGAGCUCGUGAUAAAACAUGAAUUAGAAAUCUCAAUACCGACAAAUGGAGCAAGAAUACUCAAAAACGACUUACUACAGCAGGAAUGCACAAACUAUUUGCAAGCUCACGAUGCUGUUCCGAUGAAUGUGGCACAAGCAACGGAACCGAAUGAAAGCUGUUUCAAUGCGUACACUACAAUGGCGGUACCGUGUGGUGAGGAUAUUAUUAAUAGCGGCAGAACACUGCCGGUGGAACAGGAGGAUGACUUAAGUUAUGACGAUUUUGUUGGCAUUCCAACAACAACGCUAGAAGAUCAUCAAGAAAUGUCAUUGUCCGAAGCGCAUGUACAGGAAAUAAUCGCGGACGUCUAUAAUGCCACAGCAGAGAAGCAGUUACAAUCGGCAGAAGAACUUCCAUCUCCGCAACAAAUCUCCGGCGAUGUACAGUGUAGUGAAAUUUCGGGCCUUCAACCUAGCGAUUCCUAUUUCUCAAUGGUUGACUUUGACGAGUCGGACGCAGCGGGCGUUGCCACCAGCAGCACCACCACUGUGAACGAGGCAAAAGAUUUGCCAAACGAUAAAACGUGCGAGAUUUGCUUUAAGACGUUCCGCACCCGCCAGAAGCUGACGGUGCACAGAAAUACGCACCUACGGCUGGCACCGUUCAAGUGUACGUUCGAAGGAUGCGCCAAAGCGUUCAAAUCACGCAUCGGGCUCGAUGAGCAUGUGGCUCGGCACACAAACAGCUUCGAAUAUACGUGCGACAUCUGCUCGAAAGGUUUCCAGCACCGCAGCUACCUUUCCGCUCACCGACGGGCGCACAACACGGAGCGAAACUUCCAGUGUGGACUGUGUGGGCAAUCGUUCAAGGCGAAGCAAGCGCUACUAGAUCACAAAAAUCGACAUCUCGGCGUGAAACCGUUCGCUUGUGAGCUGUGCGACAAGCAGUACACGAAGAACUCGCUGCUGCAGUCGCAUAUUAAGCAACAUCAUGGCAAGCUGGAUGAAGCGAUAACGCGCUAUCCUUGCUCGGAGUGCGGGAAACAGUUCACUUCCAAAAGUUAUCUCAACGUGCACAUGCGAAUACAUCGAAAUGAGCGACCGUUCGUUUGUGAGGUCUGUAAUAAGGGUCACAUUACGCGGAAAGAUCUUGCCGUGCACAUGCUGAGCCACACGGGCGAGAAACCCCAUACGUGCGAGUUUUGCGGCAAAGCCUACGCACGACGCAAUGCCUUAGACUGGCAUCGCCGGUCACAUACUAAGGAACGUCCUUACAUCUGUGAUAUCUGUGGUCAAACGUUUUCGCAGCCAACACCGUUACAGGUUCACCGGAAGCUACACGAUACAGCAGAUCGUAAAAAGCAGUUGCCCAUCGAGGAACAACAACAACAACAGUUGGCCACCGAUGCAGCACAAGAUCAAACCCGAUAGUGAUCGGUGGUGUGGUAAAUAAACACGUGUCAGCAGGAGCCAUCAGUUCAGUAUACACACAUCUACAGUAAACGAUCCGCCUCGUCUUCCAGCAGCUCAUCCACGUCCUUUUCCCAGUUGCUGUUGCGCUCGUUGCUACCAUCGUUCACCAGCUCGUAGUCCUGCAGCUCCGCCUCCAGAUCUUUCUCCCAUUGUUCCUCUAAAAAAAAACAAACAAACGUACGAAACGGUGUUUAAAUUAGAUAAGCAAACAACAGAAAAUGUGAAACAUUCAUAUGACAAUUGUGUGGAUGUAACAAACAACAUAAAGCAGACUAAAAAGAAAAGCUGAAAACUGUUUUAAAACAAGAAGAAAGCAACGAAAAUAACGAAAACAAAGCAUGUCGUGUCGUUUAAUACAACAAAAUCCUAACAAAAGUAUACAAAACACGCAAUAGAACCAAUGCGUCUGUGUGCAGUUUGCAACGCAAAACGAUAUGGCUGGUCUUCAUGUUUCAUGUUCAUGUGGUUAUCAUAACUGACUCUGUGUGUGCAAUUAGGAGAAGGCAACCGGGUGUAAUGGUUCGUUUACGCAAAACAAAAAUACAAAACUGCUUACCAGUUCCCAAGUUCCUUUCAAGACAACAAUGCAAUUAUUUAAACUAUAAAAAAACAAAUAAACGUACGUACUUUCUUUCCAUUAACCUUUCUGCACUCACUCAACAACAACAGUGAAACGUUCGAAACGUUUUGGUUUGAAUCAAUAAUUGCCUUAAAAUUUAUUUUCUCUAUACAGAAUAAUCGUCUCCGUGUUGUUUGCUUGUGUGUUGUGUUUGUUGUUCGUAUGUGAGUGUUUGGUUUAGAGUUUUUCCGACUAGUUUUCCCCUCCUUUGUGACAAUGUGUGUGUGUGUAUGUGUG